Molecule: messenger RNA, 6548 nt
Organism: Chionomys nivalis (European snow vole)
Lineage: Eukaryota; Metazoa; Chordata; Mammalia; Rodentia; Cricetidae
Gene: Sbno2
Product: strawberry notch homolog 2
Exons: 29
Coding region: 2453-6145 (1230 amino acids)
Biological process (GO): regulation of DNA-templated transcription
Cellular component (GO): nucleus
Molecular function (GO): chromatin DNA binding; histone binding
Source: RefSeq, a predicted model, not a curated record
GUGGCUGCCAGUCUUCAGGACUGGUGGGACAGGGGUUCAAGGCCACUCUGGGCAGGGAGGAUCAGGCCACCCAGACUGGUCUUGGCAUCCUGGAAUUGAGAUCUGCUGUCACUGGUCUUUGGGACUUUGCCGCAGAGUUGUACCUGAAGGUGACUUUUCCCUAGCCAGGGGAGCUGUAUGAGGAAGGCUGGAGGCUCCCGGGGUCUGUGGCUCACGGGGUAGAUCGUCUGUCCUGUUUCACACCUGCCUCACACCCUGCACUGUGCUGGGUUUCCCCACGGGUCCUACACAAAGCGUCCAUGCCCCGUGCAGCAUGUGCAGGUAGCCAAGCCCACUCACAGAUCCCAGGACAGGGUCUGAAUCCCAUUCCCCAUGAGUCACCAGGGCAUCCACCUCACCAGCCCCUCACUGCCACCUAAGAACUCACAUCAGGGAGCUCAGCAACAGGGCAGUGGCAUAUGUCUCUGUCACCAGGUCUCUGCAGAAGUGUAAAGAAUGUUGUGUCAUCAGGCUCCUCAGAGCACAGUGAGGAAGCCAGGCCUGCCAGCCCACAUCUCGACUGCCUUUCUGUCUUUGUCUCUGUGUCUGUCUCUCUGUGCCUUAGUCAUGGUUCUAAAGGACAGAACUGGUGAAUGAGUAUAUAAUAUAUCAUACAUGCGCAUAGCUACAGAUACAGACACAUGCAGCCAUUUAGUGGUGUGGCUUACGGGCUGUGACCUGGGUUGUCCUAGUCCCGAAGCAGGAUGUCUCAGCAGUCCCAAUCCAGCGCUGCAGUCCUGGAGGAACCUAGGGGUCUGCUGGUCGCCAGACUGCACUGGAAUCCUGAAGAAGUGGGCUCUCACCAGGAAAGGAGUGCCUCAGCCACAGGGUAGACGGACCUGCCAGCGAGAGAGGGCAAGCAGGCAGAGAGCAAAGGAUUCCUUCUGUGCCCUUUUAUGCAGGCUGCCACCAGAAGGUGUGGCCAGGUUAGGGUCCAGUCAAGAGAUCUCCAGGUGGGCCCAGCUGCUUGGGCUCGUUGUUCCAGAUGUGGCGAGCUGGCAACAUCAGCCCUCACAUUCUGUCCCUGUAUUCUCUCCCUGUCUCAUUGUCUGCCCUCUGUCUUUGUGUCUCUGUCUCCAUCUCUUCUGAUGCCAGAGGCCUAAGCUGCCUCCUCCCUUUGUCAGAACUCCCUGAGGCCAGGCCCCCACGAACUGCUUAUGUGGUCUGCCCCUUGCCUGGACCCUGUUUGUCCCAACACAUCUGGAGACAUGGUGGCUCUGGUGGCAGAUGGCCACGUCCUUCUAGUGGGUGAGCAUUUAUUGACCACUUGCUAUAUGUGUGCCCUGCACACACUGUCCCCAAAAUGCCUGUGGAAGUACACACCCCAUGCCUGUGCCCUGUUCACAGAAGGUUGGACCCAGGGUUGAGGAGCUCAAGCUUGUCACCCUUCUUCACCUCCCCCACCUCCCUGGGCCCCUGGUGGCCUUGAAUUCCAUGGAACAAGAAGGAGCCAGACUUGAGCCAAGUGUCCCAACCACCGAGCAGAAGGGACAUGAGGGGUGCUCAAGUGAGGAGACCUGGACCGGCUAGGUGUGGUGCCAACCCCACCCGUCUGAGUUUAGAGUUUUUACCUGCAGGCUGCAGGCCUCUGCUCGAGCAGACACUCCCUCACCGCAACCCUUGUGGUCUCUGCUCACUGCAACAGUGUUAGCCUGGAGUUGGGACAGAAAACCCAGCUGUGCCAGGAACCAGAAGAGAAGAAACCCUCAGGCAGCUGGAAACUAAACACAAGCCCCAAGUUUUUUGGUAGAAGAAGCAAAAAGAGAAAAACUAUGAUCCAUGUGACUUAGCCCUCUAAGGAAGAAGUCCUUCCGAUUCCUGCUCUUGGGAGCCAGACGGAAGGGGAGAGUCUGGGGUGCUCCUGGGCUACACCGAGAGUCUGUCUCAAAGCAACAAGAAAACUACAGCAGGAAAAGAAACAGAAGGAAUCCAGAGUGUUGUUGUCUGCCGGUCUGUCUUCCUCGGAUAGUCGCCUCUGAUCCCUGCUGUCUUCUGCUCAGGCUCUUUUCCCUCUGCUGAGAGCUGUGGGAGUCCCUCCUCCCCCCCCCAGCUGCUGGCUGGCCCUGUCACGUCACGCAGGGGUCACUUCAGGCUCCCACAGUCUUGAGUUCCUGGCAGUACCUCUUGGAGCCUUGCCUUCCUUUUCAGCCAGCCCCAGACUUCCACCACCUGCUUCUACAAGGAAAGGGCCCCGUGAAUCCCUGCUCCGCCUUCCAUCUCCAGGUGGCUUGGAGCCCCUACCCCAUGGGCUCUGAUAGCCCUGCUCGGUGACCGGAACAGCUCCACAGACCCCUGUGGGGAUAGCCCACCCUGGGCUGUGCAGGACCCCUCAUGCCUCGAGGACCUCUCCAAUGCCUCCAUCUUCUCGUCUUCUGUGGAUUCCCUGUCAGACAUCCCUGACACGCCUGACUGCAUGCAUGUCGACAGCCUCAAUGAGGUGUCCACCAUCUGGGACGUCAGCACCACCUCAGCCACCCCUGGCAAGCUGUUACUGCCUAAUGGGCCAUUCUCGGCUCUUGAAGAUCCAGCGACCCCCCUCUCCAGCACCCCUCUUCUCGUCAGCUACCAGUCACACAGCCAGCCUGAGGAGGAGGAGGAGGGAGAGGAGGAAGAGGAGGCAGAAGAACUGGGCCACGCUGAGACCUAUGCCGACUACGUACCGUCCAAGUCCAAGAUUGGGAAACAGCAUCCAGAUCGUGUAGUGGAGACCAGUACACUGUCCAGUGUUCCUCCCCCAGACAUCACCUACACCCUGGCACUACCCACCUCAGACAACGGGACCCUAUCUGCUCUACAGCUGGAAGCUAUCACCUACGCCUGCCAGCAACAUGAGGUCCUACUGCCCAGUGGGCAGCGCGCUGGGUUCCUGAUUGGGGAUGGAGCCGGCGUGGGCAAGGGCCGCACAGUGGCUGGCAUCAUAGUGGAGAAUUACCUGCGGGGCCGGAAGAAAGCUCUGUGGUUCAGUGCCUCCAAUGACCUCAAGUAUGAUGCGGAGCGGGACCUGAGAGACAUUGAGGCGCCAGGCAUCGCGGUGCACGCAUUGAGCAAGAUCAAGUACGGUGACAACAAUACCUCAGAGGGUGUCCUCUUUGCCACCUACUCUGCCCUGAUUGGAGAAAGCCAGGCAGGUGGGCAGCAUCGCACACGCCUCCGCCAGAUCCUGCAGUGGUGCGGCGAGGCCUUUGAUGGUGUGAUCGUGUUUGACGAGUGCCACAAAGCCAAGAAUGCCAGUUCCACCAAGAUGGGCAAGGCCGUGCUAGACCUACAAAGCAAGCUGCCCCAGGCCAGAGUGGUGUAUGCCAGCGCCACAGGUGCUUCCGAGCCCCGCAACAUGAUCUACAUGAGUCGCCUGGGCAUCUGGGGCGAGGGCACACCCUUCCGGACCUUCGAGGAGUUCUUGCACGCCAUUGAAAAGAGGGGAGUGGGUGCCAUGGAGAUCGUGGCCAUGGACAUGAAGGUCAGUGGCAUGUACAUCGCACGCCAGCUCAGCUUUUCCGGGGUUACGUUCCGCAUCGAGGAGAUCCCGCUGUCCCCCGCCUUCGAGCAGGUCUAUAAUCGGGCAGCCCGGCUGUGGGCUGAGGCCUUGAGCGUGUUCCAGCAGGCGGCUGACUGGAUCGGCCUGGAGUCUCGCAAGUCCCUGUGGGGUCAGUUCUGGUCAGCGCACCAGCGCUUCUUCAAGUACCUGUGCAUUGCAGCUAAGGUGCAGCGGCUGGUGGAGCUGGCCCAGCAGGAGCUGAGCCAGGACAAGUGUGUGGUCAUCGGUCUGCAGUCCACAGGAGAAGCGCGGACCCGCGAGGUGCUGGAUGAGAAUGAAGGGCGCCUGGACUGCUUUGUCUCAGCUGCAGAAGGCGUCUUCCUAUCGCUCAUUCAGAAGCACUUCCCUUCCACCCGGAGGAGGCGGGACCGGGGAGGCGGAAAGAGGAAAAGGCGGCCCCGGGGGCGCAUCCCCAAGGCUCCCAGACUGGCUCUGGAGGCAUCAGGAGUGAUCCGCAUCAGCGACGGCAGCAGCACAGAGUCAGAUGCUGGCCUGGACAGCGACUUCAAUUCAUCCCCAGAGUCCCUGCUAGAUGACGAUGUGGUCAUCGUGGAGGCCCCCACGCUCCCCACAGAUGACCGAGGUCCCCUGUACCCACUUCAGAGAGACCAGCAGGGGCCUGGUGUCCUGGACCGGGUAGAACGCCUGAAACAAGGCCUGCUGGCCAAGGUGCGCACACUGGGCCGGGAGCUGCCGGUGAACACAUUGGACCAGCUCAUCCACCAGCUUGGGGGUCCUGAGUGUGUGGCUGAGAUGACCGGCAGGAAAGGCCGUGUAGUAUCCAGGCCCGACGGGUCGGUGGUCUUUGAGUCCAGAGCAGAACAGGGCCUGUCCAUCGACCAUGUGAACCUCAGGGAGAAACAGCGCUUUAUGAGCGGCGAGAAGCUUGUGGCCAUCAUCUCUGAGGCCUCCAGCUCCGGUGUCUCCCUCCAAGCCGACCGCCGGGUCCAGAACCAGCGACGCCGGGUACACAUGACCCUGGAACUGCCUUGGAGCGCAGACCGCGCCAUUCAGCAGUUUGGUCGCACCCACAGGUCCAACCAGGUCUCAGCGCCCGAGUACGUCUUCCUCAUCUCGGAGCUGGCCGGGGAGCGCAGGUUCGCCUCCAUUGUGGCCAAGCGGCUGGAGAGCCUGGGUGCCCUGACCCACGGAGAUCGCAGGGCCACCGAGUCCCGAGACCUAAGCAAGUACAACUUCGAGAACAAGUACGGCACCCGUGCUCUCAGCCGCGUCCUCACCACCAUCCUGGGCCAGACGGACAGCAGGGUGCCCCUGCCCCAGGGCUACCCGGGAGGGGAUGCCGCCUUCUUCCGUGACAUGAAGCAGGGCCUGCUCUCUGUGGGCAUCGGUGGCCGCGAGUCGCGCACUGGCUGCUUGGAUGUGGAGAAGGACUGUUCCAUUACCAAGUUCCUGAACCGAAUCCUGGGGCUGGAGGUGCACAAGCAGAAUGCUCUGUUCCAGUAUUUCUCUGACACCUUUGACCACCUCAUCGAGAUAGACAAGAAGGAGGGCAGAUACGACAUGGGCAUUCUGGACCUGGCCCCUGGCAUCAAUGAGAUUCAUGAAGAAAGCCAGCAGGUGUUCCUGGCACCUGGGCACCCACAGGAUGGGCAGGUGGUCUUCUAUAAGAUCAGUGUGGACCGCGGCAUGAAGUGGGAAGACGCGCUCACCAGGUCUCUGGAGCUGAAAGGUCCCUAUGAUGGUUUCUACCUCUCCUACAAGGUACGAGGCAGCAAGAUGAGCUGCCUCCUGGCGGAACAGAACCGUGGUGAGUAUUUCACUGUCUACAAGCCGAACAUCGGCCGACAGAGCCAGCUGGAGACCCUGGACAGCCUGUGCCGCAGGUUCCACCGGGUCACCGCGGAGGAGGCCCGGGAGCCCUGGGAGAGCACCUAUGCCCUGUCGCUGGAACACUGCAGCCACACCACCUGGAACCAGCGCUGCCGACUGGCACAGGAGGGCAAGGGCUGUGCCCAGGGCCUGCGCCUCCGCCACCACUACAUGCUGUGCGGGGCGCUGCUGCGCGUGUGGGGCCGCAUCGCCGCUGUCAUGGCGGACGUCAGCAGCAGCAGCUACCUACAGAUCGUGCGCCUCAAGACCAAGGACAAGAAGAAGCAAGUGGGCAUCAAGAUUCCUGAGGGCUGCGUUCCGCGCGUACUGCAGGAGCUGCGGCUGAUGGAUGCCGAGGUGAAGCGCCGCAGCACUCAUGGGCUGGCCGCGCGCCCACCCACUCCACGCGCCAUCGCGCUUCCCUGCGGUCCUGGUGAGGUGCUGGAUUUGACCUACAGUCCCCCGGCCGAAGCUUUCCCGCCACCUCCACGCUUUGCCUUCCCUUCGCUUCCGCCUCCAGACCCCAGUUCUCUGAUGCUGGGUGCAAGAGACCCUGCAACCAACCCCACAGAGCUGGCACACCAGGGCUGCGACAUCAAUUUCAGGGAAGUGUUGGAGGACAUGCUCCGCUCUCUGCGCGCAGGGCCCACCGAGACCCCUGCGCCUCUGGUGGGCAUGGGUGGUGGGGGUACAGAGCGGCAGAGCGUCAUCCACUUCAGCCCACCCUUCCCGAACUCGUAGGCGGCCACCAUGGCCUCUGGAUUACAACUGUCCUGGGCAGCAAGGCCCACACCGGCUCCUCUGCGAGCAAAGAGGUUCCCACGACUACUGAGGGCACCUGGCCGCAGUGCCUUACCCGCCAGCUGGGUGCGGGGCCUCUCCUGCGCUGCUCCACGCGUCCAGCCUGAAGGCCGUGGGGCUUGGUGGUCCCAGAGAGCUGGUAACUCAGGAAAUCCGGUGCUGAGGCCCCGCCGUCUAUGGGGACUCCACGGGGCAGACCCCGUUAAUAUAUGCAAUCCCCUCCUCCCUAAAUUAUUGUUACCCGCCACUUCCCAGCCCCGGAAUCCGUGGGCAGCUAGCGGGCCCUGGUUUCUAUGUAUUUAUAAUGAACUCUGGUGUAUAUAUGUAAAGAUCUUUUUUAAAA